AGCUCAGUGUGACCUGAGAUCUUCUGUGAGUAGCUGCUCGCUCCUCAGCUCGUCUUCAUCUUCAUCCUCUUCAUCCUCCUCGUGCUCAGGUGACCGUCAUGGCUGCCGCCCCCUCCAAGUCCUCACAGAAGGCCAAGAACGUGGCCCUGGCUCUGCUGGCCAUCUGGUCCAUCGUGUCUCUGGUGGUGAUCGUGGUGUGGGCGACGUCUCCCGACCUGAAGAGCUCGGCUCAGUGUAGGGCGGAGCUUCAGGACACGAAGGAGAAGAUGGAGGGAGCCAGGGUGGUGUGGGGGAAAGACCGUGUGGCUCUGGAGGAGAAGGUGGAGGAGGAGCGUGACAAGCAGGAGCGUCUGGCAGCGAAGAACCUGCUGCUGCUCGGACAACUACACGCCGCCAACGGCUCGCUGGAGGAGUGUCGCCAUGACAGCGUCAUCCUAAACAUGAACAUCAGCGUCCUGCAGGAGAACGUGGAGCAGCUGAGAGAGAAAGAGGUCAACUUGACGAGUCAGCUCGACCUGAAGGAAGAACACAUCGACACCCUGGAGCAGAACCUGACCCAGGCCGUCCACCUGACCCAGUCCUGCUACAGUCUGAAGGAUGCCGCGCAGAGCCAGAUGUCGGCAGCACAGAUCCAGACCAAAGCCUGCGAGUCCAAGCAGCAGUACCUGCAGAAACUGCUUCAUAAGUGUAAAUCUCCUGAGCCGUCGCCAACAGAGGACAGUUCAUCCACCGCUGACAGGAAGUCAUCGGCCCCGCCGCUCGCUGGUAUUCCUGCUAUGACUCUGCUUGUCUGCAGCGCUCUGCACCUGUUCACCUGAGUUCAGCGCGACAGCCCGUCUUUUUGGCGGCAUGUACUGUGGUCCAGGGAAGGAGGCGGAGCCUGGACAGACUUAACGACUGCUGUACAAGCUUCCUGUCUACAAAACAAACAGAUGGCCAUGGAGACGCUGACAUCACACUGUUUAAUUAGACACAAUAUUUGCUUUAAAAGGAACAGCUGAGACAUUCACUGACCGUCAGCGACUCUGACCACUGUGUCCUCAACGCUCAACAGAGAUCAGUGUUCCUGCUUCCUGCUUCCUGCUGCUGACACCUCCCACUUCCUGCUGCUGGUCUGUAGUUGUAGUUGUACUUCCUGUUGCCUGCUGCUGUUUUUACUGUUUCAGUCGUGGAUCAGAGUUUAGGAGUUUAUCACGUCUUCACUGUCCAUCACAAGCCGAGUCUCCUUAAAAUCUGGCUUAGUCAAAAAUCUCAACCGAAUUCAAAUAAAAAGCUCCGCCCAUUGUG
Messenger RNA from Solea senegalensis (Senegalese sole), 1287 nucleotides. RefSeq lists its product as uncharacterized. Bases 99 to 818 code for a protein of 239 amino acids. Lineage: Eukaryota; Metazoa; Chordata; Actinopteri; Pleuronectiformes; Soleidae. The record is from RefSeq and is a predicted model, not a curated record. The transcript has 5 exons.